AUGCUCCGGAAAGUGUUUUUGGCUGGUGGUCAUGUGACACCCUUCGUGGGAAAAGGAAGCCCGAAUUUCCAGAAAGGUCUCAAAGGCCUUAAAGAGUAUUUUGCUGAGUCCAUCCAGGGCGCAUUCCGGGAAACUGGUGCCAAGCCCGAAGCGAUCGACCGAAUUUAUGUUGGAAAUUUUGCAGGUGAGCUCUUCAACAGCCAGGGUCACCUGGGCGCCGCUGUUGCGGCGGCACACCCGGCACUGCUGCACCGGCCCUCCAUGCGAGUAGAGGCUGCUUGUGCCUCUGGAGGCCUGGCCUGUGCCGAAGCUGUACGUGCGAUCUGCGCGGGGGAUGACAUCGUCCUGGCCGUGGGUGUAGAGGUGCAGACAGAGGUUAAGUUGCCUUUAGAGAAAGCGGUGGCCGGCCCUGAGUUCCUCAAAAAUGAAGAGCUCAAGCCCUUCGUGCGAGCGACGCACUGUUCGCAAGUCUCAGAUGGCGGUGCUGCAGCCAUCUUCGUGUCCGAGGAGGGCCUCCGGAAGUGUGGCCUCAGCAAGCAUCAGGCGGUGGAGAUUGUUGCGACUGACUAUGGUGCAGGAGAUUUGUGGUCCGACCCAGAGGACUUAGCCGUUAUGGACACCACGAGAGCAGUCGUGUCACGGAUGUUGGCCAGCGCUGGCGUGAAGCCUUCGGACUUGGAUGUGGCAGAAGUCCAUGAUUGCUUCGCCAUCGCUGAGAUUCUCAUGUACGAGGCCAUUGGGUUGGCGCCUCCUGGAAAAGGCACUGAGUUGGUGAAAUCUGGCGCCACGUCCUUGGAGGGCAAGAUCCCAGUGAACACAGGUGGUGGCCUGAUAUCCUUUGGCCACCCAGUCGGUGCAACCGGCGUCAAGCAGGUCCUGGAAAUCUACAGGCAGAUGAAAGGCCUGUGCGGGGAUUACCAGAUGAAGUCGCAGCCCAAUCUCGGCCUUUGUGUCAACAUGGGCGGCGAUGACAAGACUUGUUCUGCGAUGUUGCUCCGAAACACUGCUCCAGCCAGCAAGCUUUGA
Molecule: messenger RNA, 1026 nt
Organism: Symbiodinium necroappetens
Lineage: Eukaryota; Dinophyceae; Suessiales; Symbiodiniaceae
Source: the annotation of a GenBank genome assembly